AUGGGCUCCAUGGGUAUUGAAUUAAACAAAUUGAAGGAACAAAGUAGUGGGAAACUCCCUUCUCAAUCUCUUAACCCAAGAGAGAAUGUUAGUGCUAUUACAUUGAGAAGCGGUACACAACUUGUGCAAACUGAAAUUGUUGAUGUGGGUGAUACAAAGACCCAAAAGGAACCUAUUUUGGAGGAAAAGAAUGAUGAUUUUCCCCAAACUUCUGAGGCGGAACUAGAAAAGGAGAUUUUAGACAUCUUUAAGAAGCUUCAUGUAAACAUUCCACUCAUUGAUGUUAUCAAGCAAGUUCCUAAGUAUGUGAAGGUUUUGAAGGACUUGUGUACCAAAAAGAAAAAGCUAACCGGUAAUGAGGUUAUGAGUGUGGGGAAAAACGCUUCGGCGGUCUUGCAAAAGAAACUCCCACCCAAAUGCAAGGAUCCAGGUAGUUUCACUAUACUCGUAGAGAUUGGUAAUAAAAGAUUUGGAAAGGCUAUGCUUGACUUAGGAGCAUCCGUGAAUAUCAUGUCGGCAUCUAUUUAUGAGUCUUUAAAGUUGGGUCCAUUAAAACCAACUAAUAUUGUGCUUGAACUUGCGGAUCGUACUAAUGUCUACCCUAGGGGUAUUAUUGAGGAUGUCCUUGUGCAGGUGAACCAACUAGUUUUUCCAGCUAAUUUUUGUGUUUUAGAAAUGGAUGAUGGCUCGGAUGCAUCCAUACCCCUGCUUCUUGGGAGACCUUUCAUGAAGACGGCUAAAACCGUCAUUGAUGUGGACGAGGGAAUACUCACUAUGAAGUUUGAUGAUGAGAUAAUUCGCUUCAACAUGUUUGAAGUCAUGCGGUAUCCAAGUGAUGUUCAUUCGGGUGUCCAUGACGUAUGGGACCCUAGCUAA
Papaver somniferum (opium poppy) is the source of this 876-nucleotide messenger RNA. RefSeq lists its product as uncharacterized. The transcript has 2 exons. Lineage: Eukaryota; Viridiplantae; Streptophyta; Magnoliopsida; Ranunculales; Papaveraceae. Bases 1 to 876 code for a protein of 291 amino acids. The record is from RefSeq and is a predicted model, not a curated record.